Molecule: messenger RNA, 1581 nt
Organism: Coniophora puteana RWD-64-598 SS2
Lineage: Eukaryota; Fungi; Basidiomycota; Agaricomycetes; Boletales; Coniophoraceae
Exons: 6
Coding region: 1-1581 (526 amino acids)
Source: RefSeq, a predicted model, not a curated record
AUGGCAAUGUCCAUGCGGCUUCAUGCUGGCUGCCUGCUUGUGUCAUGCAUCCUCACAUCCUCCAUGCGGCCACAGUUGCAGAUGAGGUCUCGUCAAGUUAUAUCCAUGCUACACAAACAGCUCACUCAUCACCAGCUCCUCUCCAUCAUGGCUGAAGCCAAAGAGGAUUUCCAAGCCGUGAUGCUAGAUAUUGAGUCCGACGACGAUGAGAACACAGACAACGACCAGGCAAACGGCAAUGGUGAUGCCGCUGAAGUGAAUAACCCCGCAACAAUGGAGGAACAGAUGAUGCAGAAGCGCAUCAUGGAUGUGGACGCUGCCCCCACGCCCGUUGCCGAGUUACGCUCGGGUCUCAAAUACGCGCAAGACUCGUCAUCAAAGUCCUCCUUGACGGUCUUGCAGCUCCACCACUGCAUCCAGGAGCUGGAGGACGAGCUUGCCGCCUCAAAGUCGAAGCCGAAAAAGAAUUCUAUCGAGUCCAAAGUUGUCACCAUUGGUCGCAUAUUCAUCUACCUAUUUCGCCUUAGCGUUCCCGACUACCUCUUCCCCCUUCGCAAUGUGGAGCCCCUUGAUCCUUGCCACCCACAGCGGUUUCAGAGCCCUGCCAAACUAUGGCGCUGUCUGGUUACUGAAUUUGUCAAGUUUCUAUCCCCGGACCUUCGCAAAGCUGUUUCCAGCUUUCCAAACUUUCAGUUGAAACACCAAAAAUCAGAUCCCGCACAUCUCAACGAACUCGACAUUGGUGGCGCUGGUCUCUCAUCUGCAGAGAAGCUUGCGAAGGAUGCCAAGGUCAAGUGGCUCCUGGGCAAUCCCUUCAAAAACAACAACAAAGACAAGGUGCCCAAUGAGAGCGCCGACACUGAGGAGAGCGAGCAGCAGAAGGAUUUGGAGGCUGAUGCUGUCCCCACCUUUCCAAGAAUCUUAUUCCAAGACCCCGAUUUCCCUGACUUCGAUGAGCUUUUUAGGCAGGAUUUGUUACUCAAGGCAGCUCUAUUUGGGCCAACCACGUUAACCGGUUGUACCAGCACAGGCAGACCAAGGCUGAAAGCUCAGAGGUGGGGCAUCAAAGGCACCACUCCGGGCCUUAUUGCCACCAUAGCGGUUUUGGUGUUACAUUGCCUCACCCCGGAUAACGAGUUCGGCUCCCCAGCGCCUCGUAAACCAAUUGAAUGCGCCAACUCCCUUUGCAACAAGCUCCAGACCCGCGCCACCUCAUCUGAUCCCAGAUGCUCCGAUGUCACUCCUGCUGAGGACAGCUCUGUAUCUGCUGUGGCUGCUGCUCUUUGUCAGAUGUUGAUCUUGGGCGUGAACACGCCAGCCAUUACCUCUCGCACUGCCUUAUCCGCAUUGAGGUCCAUGCCCCAGCAACCUGCCUUGAGCUCUGCGUUGGCGGCUCCCUGCAAGAGUGCUCCCACGCUGGCUGCAGCCCCUGCUGUGCCUCAGCCCGAUGUUCUCGCCACCAAACUGGCCCGCAAAACCCGUCAAACAGCAAGAACACCUGAGGCUGAAGGUCAGGAACAGCAGCUGGAGGUUGCCGAGAUGGCAAAGCGCAGUGGUAGAUGCACUCAGGGUAAUCAGUAG